This is a messenger RNA of Fonsecaea erecta, 915 nucleotides long. RefSeq lists its product as hypothetical. NCBI's taxonomy places the organism in Eukaryota, Fungi, Ascomycota, Eurotiomycetes, Chaetothyriales, Herpotrichiellaceae. The transcript is spliced from 3 exons. Bases 1 to 915 code for a protein of 304 amino acids. The record is from RefSeq and is a predicted model, not a curated record.
AUGCCUGAAGGUGCUGGGAACAAGGAUUUGUCGAGUCUAACCUCUCAUGAGCAAGAUGUCUUGAUCGCCUUCCUCAGCAAUCUGAAGCCCGACAAUGUCGAGGUCGACUAUGACGGAUUGGCUGCCACGCUUAAUCUGAGCACUCGCGCAUCAGCCCACGAAGCCUGGAAAGCAGUGCAAAAGAAGCUCUUCGGACAUGCGAAGCUAUCAUCUGUGCAAGGGCCUCGACCUGCUGCAAGACCACAGGCUUUGGGGCGGAAGACAUGCUUCUCCUUUGCUUCUCCAGCCGUCGUGCUCCAGUUCGGGAAACAUGAAAAGUUAUUCCACAAAGAAGCCCUUCUCCAAAUCCCGUACUUCCAGGAGAAGCUCAAAAAUAUGACCUCAACAGCUACAGCGAUAAAACGACUCUCAUUCCCGCUGUUCUUUCCAGAAUCCGGGGAGAUGCUAGCGAAGUGGGUAUAUUUUCAAGAGUUAGCCUACGACACACACGAGGUGACGCAAUUUGGCAAGGGAGAAGCUUCCGAUGCAGCUUGCACGAUCUUCCGCGCUUACGACCUCGCCAUGCACCUCAACAUGGAGGACUGGGCCAACCAUCUCAUUGACUUGCUCGUGGCGAUUCCCUCUGAUCACUCGUGGCUGUUGGCGUGUUUUGAAGAGGCCGAAUCUCAUCCCGAUCAUAAUAUAGAGAAAAUGGAACUCCUCAUCGUCUCAAAGCUUGCACCGUUGGUCCGUACUUAUGGUUUGUUUGACGACAGUCAUGAGGGUGUUAAGACCUUGGCGAACAAAGUAAGUCAAGGGGGCGUUUUCGCAGUGAUCCUCGUGCAGGCUCUCGCUGGGCAACAAAGCUUGGAAGAGAUCGCGAAGGUAAAUAAGUGCGCCUGGCACGUUCAUGACAAGACCGAAAAGUGCACUUGA